Messenger RNA from Ficedula albicollis (Collared flycatcher), 2230 nucleotides. It is a transcript of the gene CPNE7, whose product is annotated as copine 7. The record is from RefSeq and is a predicted model, not a curated record. Gene Ontology annotation, biological process: cellular response to calcium ion. NCBI's taxonomy places the organism in Eukaryota, Metazoa, Chordata, Aves, Passeriformes, Muscicapidae. Gene Ontology annotation, molecular function: calcium-dependent phospholipid binding. The coding region runs from base 8 to 2230 and encodes 740 amino acids. The transcript is spliced from 17 exons. Gene Ontology annotation, cellular component: plasma membrane.
CCCCCCCAUGCCCUUCGCCCACGGGGCCGCGGGUCCCCGAGCCCCGGCUGGCAUGGGCGACGUGCCCGAGCCGUGCCCGCAGGCCCCGCUGGCCGUGCUCUCCAAGGUGGAGCUGCGGGUCAGCUGUAAACACCUCCUGGACCGCGACACCCUCAACAAGUCGGACCCCUGUGUCCUGCUGCUGAUGCAGUCCCAGGGCCAGUGGAUGGAGGUGGAUCGCAGCGAGGUGAUCAAGAGCAACCUGAACCCCGUGUUCGCCAAGAUCUUCACGGUCGAUUACUACUUCGAGGAGGUGCAGAAGCUGCGGUUCGAGGUGUACGACAGCCACGGCCAGGCCGGCCUGGGCACGCACGACGACGACUUCCUGGGGGGCAUGGAGUGCACCGUGGGGCAGAUCGUGGCGCAGAAACGGGUGACGAAGCCGCUGUUCCUCAAGUACGGGAAGUUUGCGGGCAAGUCCACGAUCACGAUCAUCUCGGAGGAGAUCUCGGGGAACAACGGCUACGUGGAGCUCGCCUUCCGCGCCAAGAAACUGGACGACAAGGACCUCUUCAGCAAGUCAGAUCCCUUCCUGGAGAUCUACCGCAUCGACGAUGACCGCAGCGAGCAGCUGGUGUACCGCACCGAGGUGGUGAAGAACAACCUGAGCCCCAUCUGGGAGCCCUUCAAAGUCUCCCUCAACUCGCUCUGCAGCUGUGAGGAGAAGAGGAAGCUGAGGUGCGUGGUGUGGGACUACGACUCGCGGGGCAAGCACGACUUCAUCGGGGAGUUCUUCACCACCUUCGAGGAGAUGCAGAAGGCGAUGGGGGAGAACAAGGUGCAGUGGGACUGCAUGAACCCCAAGUACAAGAUCAAAAAGCGCAACUACAAGAAUUCGGGGGUCGUGGUGCUGCUGGACCUGAAGAUCCACAGGGUUUACUCCUUCCUGGAUUACAUCAUGGGCGGCUGCCAGAUCCAUUUCACGGUGGCCAUCGACUUCACAGCCUCCAACGGGGACCCCCGAAACAGCUGCUCCCUGCACUACAUCAACCCCUACCAGCCCAACGAGUACCUCAAGGCGCUGGUGGCUGUGGGGGAGAUCUGCCAGGACUACGACAGUGAUAAGAAAUUCUCGGCUCUGGGCUUUGGUGCCAGGAUCCCCCCCAAGUACGAGGUCUCCCACGACUUCGCCAUCAACUUCAACCCCGACAAUGAUGAGUGUGAGGGCAUCCAGGGUGUCGUGGAGUCCUACCAGAGCUGCCUGCCCAAAAUCCAGCUCUACGGCCCCACCAACGUGGCUCCCAUCAUCUCCAAGGUGGCUCGUGUGGCGGCAGAUGAGGAGCGGACCAAGGAGGCGUCGCAAUACUUCAUCCUGCUGAUCCUGACGGACGGGGUGGUGACCGACAUGGCAGACACGCGGGAGGCCAUCGUCCGAGCCUCCUACCUGCCCAUGUCCAUCAUCAUCGUCGGCGUGGGCAACGCCGACUUCACGGACAUGCAGAUCCUGGACGGGGACGACGGCGUCCUGCGCUCCCCCAAGGGCGAGCCCGUCCUGCGCGACAUCGUGCAGUUCGUGCCGUUCCGCGAGUUCAAGAACGUGAGUGGGGCAGCGACGAGCCCCUCGUGCCGGGAGCGCCGGAGCAGCCGCGCCUUUGAUGUGCGGGAGCGGGAGCGGGAGCGGGAGCUCGCCCCGCUGCGCCGCGGCCCCGAAUCCAGGGCACGGAGCGGGGAGAGACGGACACGGAGCCGGCCCUGCUGCCCAGCGCACGGCCAGUGCCACGUGCCGUGUGCCGUGUGCCGUGUGUCAUCGUGCCGGGAGCGCCGGAGCAGCCGCGCCUUUGAUGUGCGGGAGCGGGAGCGGGAGCGGGAGCUCGCCCCGCUGCGCCGCGGCCCCGAAUCCAGGGCACGGAGCGGGGAGAGACGGACACGGAGCCGGCCCUGCUGCCCAGCGCACGGCCAGUGCCACGUGCCGUGUGCCGUGUGCCGUGUGCCGUGUGCCAUGUGCCGUGUGCCGUGUGCCAUGGAGAUGCGCAGGGGGAGCAUCCAGCCGAGACAGUGGGGGCAGGGGGCGCUGGAAGGGGAUCUGCUGGCAGGGAGACUCCAGGGGUGGAGGGCCCUGGCUCCUGCUGAAGGCAUCAGCUCCGUGCCACGAGCCCUGGUGGCAAGCCCUGUCGCCAGACUGUCCGCCCCGGAGCCAGACACCCCGCCCCGGGCCGCGCUUCCCACCCGGUCAUUGCCCCCGAGCCGUUGA